CCUCCACCGCCCACGCGCGUGCGCAUGCGCACUGAGCGCGGCGCCGCUCAGGUGGGGGUGGCGCAUGCGCGAUGUGAGGCGCGCGGGACGCCGUAGUGGGGGGAGGGCGUGAGGCCCGCGGUCGCGCCGGGGGCGGCCCCGGACGCCUGGGCCCCUCCGCGCCGGGGGCGUUGCGCGGCCCCCGGACGCCUGGGCCCGUUGGGGAGCCCCCGGGUGUCCGCGCCCCCGGACCCAGGUGUCCGAGCGCGGGGGGGUCCCAGGUGUCCCGGCUCGGGGGGGGGGGCCAGGCGUCCGGGUCCCUGAGGGAGGCCGAAGCGUCCGGGCCCGCAGCGAGCCCCGGUGUCCGGGCGGCUCCCUCCCUCCCCCCCCAAUGCUGAGGAAGGGCCCAGGCGUCCGGGCGCCGUGGUUCCCCCCCCCCCCCCGGCGGACCCAGGCGUCCGGGCCCGCCCCGUCCGGCCCUGGUUCCUUUUCCUUUGUCCCGGUGACAAUGUCCCGGCUCCGCCUUCCCCGGGGCCGCCUCCAGCGCCAGCCAGCGCGGGCCGGGGGGGACGCUGCCGCCGCCGCCACCCCCGGGCACCCAGGCGUCCGGGCCGCCAGCCCCGGGGACCCAGGCGUCCGGGCCGCUCGCCGGGGGACGCCGCUUCCUGCCCGCCACGGCACCGGGGGGGGGGGAACCGGGGGGGACAGAAGGAACCGCAGAGGCUGGAGGGGGGGCAGCAGGGACCCCGGGGGGGCCCUAGGGGACAGGGGGCAGCAGGGACCCGCAGGGGCUCCCGGGACCCAUAGGGACCCUCAGGGGCCUGGGGGGACCCACAGGGGCCUGGAGGGCCUGGGGGGGCCCAUAGAGGCACUGGGGGCCCACAGGAGCCUAUAGGUCCUGGGGGGGGGGCAGGGACCCAUAGGGGACGACAGGGACCAGGAGGGCUGGGGGGAGCAGCGUAGGGGCCCACAGGAGCUCCUGGGGCCCAUAGGGACCCACAGGGGCCUGUAGGUCCUGAGGGGGGGCUGGGGGGUCCCAUAGGGGCCUGUAUGUCCUGGGUGGAGGGAGUAGGGACGCAGAGGGGCUGGGGGGGCCAUAGGGACCCACAGGGGCAUUGGGGACCCACAGGGGUCUGCAGGUCCUGGGGGGGGCGGCGGGACCCAUAGGGAUCCAUAGGGGCACCAGGAGCUCCUAGGGACCCACAAGAGCCAUAGAGGCCUGUGAGGACCCAUAGGACCUGUAGGGACGCAUAGAGGUGUUAGGGACCCACGCAGACCCACAGGUCCCAUAGGGACCCCCAGGAGCACUAGGGAUCCAUAGGGGCGCUGGGGACCCAGAGGGGCCCAUAUGGGCAUUAGGGAUCUGUAGGGGCCCAAAGGGGCACUAGGAACCCAUAGGAGCUAUAGGGACCCAAAGGGACCUGCGGGGACACUAGGGGCUUGCAGGGACCCAUAGGAGCACUAGGGACCCAUAGGAGCCCAUAGGAAUCCAUAGGAGCUCUAGAGAUUCCUGGGGGCACAAGAGACCUGUAGGGGCUAUAGGGAGCACAGGGACCCCACAGGAGCCAUAGGGACCUGUAGAGCCCCGCAGGAGCCAUAGGGAUCCCGGGGGCCCAUAGGGACCCAUAGGGACCUGCAGGUGCUGUAGGGAGCCGGAGACCCCUCAGGAGCCAUAGGGACCGGUAGAGACCCCCAGGAGCCAUAGGGACCCCCGGGGCCCAUAGGGACCCAUAGGGACCUGCAGGUGCUGUAGGGAGCACAGGGACCCCACAGGAGCCAUAGGGACCCCCGGGGCCCAUAGGGACCAGUAGGGACCCGCAGGCGCUAUAGAGAGCCUGGGGACCCCUCAGGAGCCAUAGGGACCCAUAGAGACCCGCAGGCGCUAUAUAGGGAGCCCGGGGACCCCACGGGUGCCAUAGGGACCCGUAGAGCCCCCCAGGAGCCGUAGGGACCCCCGGGGCCCAUAGGGACCCACAGGGACCGGGGGCGGCCCAUGGAGCGGGGCCGGGCGCCGCCGUCCCCGCCACCGUCGCCGGGGGGGUCACGGUCACCCUCGCCGCCGGGGGGGUCACGGUCACCCUCGCCGGGGGGGUCACAGUCGCCCUCACCGCCCGGGGGGGGGUCGCGGUCGCCCUCACCACCCGAGGCGGGGUCGCGGUCGCCCUCGCCGCCCGGGGGGGCGCCGGGCUGGGGGGAGGCGCCGCGGGCGGCGGCGGGGGAGCUGCGGCUGGAGGAGGUGAUCGGCGCGGGGGGCUUCGGGCGCGUCUUCCGCGGCACGUGGCGCGGCGAGGUGGUGGCGGUGAAGGCGGCGCGGGGCGACGCGGGGGCGGCGGGGGCGGCCAGCCUGCGGCGCGAGGCCCGGCUCUACGCCCGCCUGCGGCACCCCAACGUGGUGGCCCUGCGCGCCGUCUGCCUGGAGCCGCCCCACCUCUGCCUCGUCAUGGAGUUCGCCGCCGGCGGGCCGCUCUCCCGGGCGCUGGCCGGGCGCCGCGUGCCGCCCGCCGUGCUGCUCGACUGGGCGCGGCAGAUCGCCCGCGGCAUGCGCUACCUGCACGCCGAGGCCCCCGUCGCCCUCAUCCACCGCGACCUCAAGUCCAGCAACGUGCUGCUGUCGCAGCCGGUGGAGGGCGACGACGUGAGCGGGAAGACGCUGAAGAUCACGGACUUCGGGCUGGCGCGCGAGUGGCAGCGCACGACCAAGAUGAGCGCCGCCGGCACCUACGCCUGGAUGGCCCCCGAGGUCAUCCGCGCCUCCACCUUCUCCAAGGGCAGCGACGUCUGGAGCUACGGGGUGCUGCUGUGGGAGCUGCUGACGGGCGAGGUGCCGUACCGCGGCAUCGACGGCCUGGCCGUGGCCUACGGGGUGGCCGUCAACAAGCUGACGCUGCCCAUCCCCUCCACCUGCCCCGAGCCCUUCGCCCAGCUCAUGGCCGCCUGCUGGGAGCAGGACCCGCACCGGCGGCCGGGCUUCGGGGCCAUCCUGGCGCGGCUGUCGGCGCUGGAGGCGCCGGGGCUGGGCCUGGCCCCGGAGUCCUUCCACUCGCUGCAGCAGGGCUGGCGCCGCGAGAUCCAGGGGCUCUUCGACGAGCUGCGGGCGCGCGAGAAGGAGCUGCUGAGCCGGGAGGAGGCGGUGGCGCGGGCGGCGCUGGCGCAGCAGUCGCAGGCCGAGGCGCUGCGGCAGCGGGAGCAGGCGCUGGCCCGCUGGGAGCUGGAGGUGCUGGAGCGGGAGCUGAGCCUGCUGCUGCGGCCCCCCGGGCCGGGCCCCGGCCCCCGCCGCCCCCCCGCCGCCCCCAAGCGCCGCCGCGGCACCUUCCGCCGCCCCAAGCUGGGCCGCCCCGCCGACCACAUCAGCAUGCCCCAAGAUUUCAAGCACCGCCUGACGGUCCAGGCCUCGCCGGGGCCCGACCGCCGCAGCCGGGACCCCCAGGAGGGGCCGGGGGGGUCGCCGCCCUUCCCCCGCCUGCGCGCCAUCCAGCUGGAGCCCUCGGACACGGAGUCGCCGUGGGGCCAGGGGGGGACGGAGCGCCGCGGCGGGGGCAAAGGCAGCGCCAACGGCAGGCGGAGGUCGCGGCAGGAGGAGACGACCUGGUACCUGGACCCCGACGAGCUCGGCCCGGGGGACGCCGCCCUCAACGGCGAGGCGGUGCCGGGCCCCGCCGGGGCCCAGGAGUCCGAGGAGGGCCGGGGCGAGCGGGGCGGGACGCCGCGGCUGCUGCGGCGGGCGCUGCUCCGCGGCUCGGCCCUGCUGGCCUCGCUGGGGCUGGGCCGGGAGCUGCCCCCCGCCGAGGCGCCCCGCAGCCCCCCGCCCUCCCCCGGCCUGCUGCGCCUCUCGCCCCGCCGGCCCGCCCGGACGCCGGGGUCCCCCGAGCCCGCCCGCACCCCCGGCACCCCCGAGCGCAGCUGGCCCGGCACCCCGGAGCCCGGCCGGGCCCGGACGCCUGGGACCCCGGAGCUGAGCUCACCCGGGACCCCGGAGCCCAGCCGGGCCCGGACGCCUGGGCCCCUGGAGCUGAAUUGGCCCCGGACGCCUGGGACCCCCGAGCCAAACAGGGCCCAGACGCCUGGGACCCCUGAGCAAGGUCGGACCCGGACGCCUGGGACCCCGGAGCCAAACAGGGCCCGGACGCCUGGGCUGCUGGAGCUCAAUUGGCCCCGGACGCCUGGGACCCCGGAGCCGAGCCGGGCCCAGACGCCUGAGACCCCUGAGCCCAGCCGGGCCCGGAUGCCUGGGCCCCUGGAGCUCAAUUGGCCCCGGAUGCCUGGGACCCCCGAGCUGAACAGGACCCGGACGCCUGGGACCCCCGAGCCAAACAGGGCCCAGACGCCGGGGACCCCUGAGCAAGGUCGGGCCCGGCCACCCGGGACCCUGGAGCUCAAUUGGCCCCGGACACCUGGGACCCCUGAGCCGAACAGGGCCCAGACGCCUGGGACCCCUGAGCAAGGUCGGGCCCGGACGCCGGGGACCCUGGAGCUAAGUUGGCCCCGGACACCUGGGACCCCUGAGCCGAACAGGGCCCGGACGCCUGGGACCCCUGAGCAAGGUCGGGCCCGGACGCCGGGGACCCUGGAGCUAAGUUGGCCCCGGACACCUGGGACCCCCGAGCUGAACAGGGCCCGGACGCCUGGGACCCCCGAGCUGAACAGGGCCCGGAUGCCUGGGACCCCUGAACGAGGUCGGGCCCGGACGCCUGGGCCCCUGGAGCUGAAUUGGCCCCGGACGCCUGGGACCCCUGAGCCAAACAGAUCCCGGACGCCUGGGACCCCGGAGCCCAGCCGGGCCCGGACGCCUGGGACCCCUGAGCCAAACAGGGCCCGGACGCCUGGGCCCCUGGAGCUGAAUUGGCCCCGGACGCCUGGGACCCCUGAACGAGGUCGGGCCCGGACACCGGGGACCCCUGAGCCAAACAGGGCCCGGACGCCUGGGCCCCUGGAGCUGAACUGGCCCCGGACGCCAGGGACCCCGGAGCCGGGAGGGGCCAGGACGCCCCGGACGCCUGGGUCCCCGGAGCUGCUCAUCGACCUGGAGUCACCGGGACCCCGCAGGGAGGGAGAAGCCAGCGCCUGGGGCCAGGCCUGGGGCGCGGCGCUGCCGUCGCCGCCGGCGCCCCGGCGCGGCCCCUCCAGCCCCGGCCCCGGCUCCAGCCCCGCGGCGCGGCCCCGGCGCGGCCCCGCGCGGCCCCGCAUCGACCCCUGGAGCUUCGUGUCGGCGGGGCCGCGCCGCCCCCCCGCGCCCGCCGCCGCCGGCCCCGACCCCUUCGCCGAGCCCUGAGCGCGCGCCGGACGUGACGCCACGCCGCGCCGGCCGGAAGCCCCGCCCCCGCCGCCAACGGACUGUGCCGGAAGUGGCGACGCUCCCUGCGCGGGGAGCACCGGAAGUGCGGCCCUGGCUGAGCCGAGAACGCCGGAAGUGCCGCCACCUCUGUGCGGGGAACACCGGAAGUGCCUGUCCUCUCCCCGCGGGAGCGCCGGAAGUGCCUGUCCCCUCCCCGCGGGGGACGCCGGAAGUGCCCCCCUCUCUCCGCGGGGAACGCCGGAAGUGCCGCCCCGCGGGGGCCCGGCCGCGGCGCCCCGAGCCCGCGCGCGCGGCCGCGAGAGAAUAAACCUGCUGCCGCCA
Molecule: messenger RNA, 5593 nt
Organism: Dromaius novaehollandiae (emu)
Lineage: Eukaryota; Metazoa; Chordata; Aves; Casuariiformes; Dromaiidae
Gene: MAP3K11
Product: mitogen-activated protein kinase kinase kinase 11
Exons: 10
Coding region: 1973-5248 (1091 amino acids)
Biological process (GO): protein phosphorylation; signal transduction
Cellular component (GO): cytoplasm
Molecular function (GO): protein kinase activity; ATP binding
Source: RefSeq, a predicted model, not a curated record